CCCAAUGCGCGGCCCGAAGCCAUGAAUGGUGAGACCAUGACCUGAGCCAAAGUCAGACGCUCAACCAACUGAGCCACCCAGGCGCCCCAUUCCUCAAAAGGGACGGGGGGAGUGGUGGCCUUUGCAUGGUGGAGGGAGGCCUGGGCCCCAAGUGAUUCUGGGAAAAGGGCACGCUCUGGUGGUGCGGAGCCCAUCCCUGGGGAGCUAAUAAAGGUGGCGUAAAUAAAGGGUGGGACGUAGGCGGGGGAGGGGCGCGCAGUUGCUAACAGUGCGCGCGCGCAUCACGGAGCUGCCAUAAUGGUUUGGCUCCCGCUCAGUUCCCAGCGCCAGUACCUGACUCGCCUGGGUCACUGCGCCCCGGAGCCUCCGCAAGUCAUGUCCCGGCUGCGCCUGUUGGCCCCACUGCUUGUCCUUAUGUGGCAACCGUUGUGGCUGCUGGUCCAGGCAGCUCAGCCUCCGGAGUGGGCCCUGGACCCUGCCCAGCUGACCUCCGACCCCCUGGAGGCGGCUGAGCCCUGGUCUUCGCGCUCCUCUGAUCCCCCACCCGAAUCGCCCCAGGCACUUACACCCCCAGCCGAGCUGGGGGGCUUUAAUUACCUGGGGUCCUCUGCUCCAGCCCAGAUGUUGGCCCUGCCUAAGGAGUUGACGGAGACUUUGGUUCCAUUCCUGGACACGGAUUCCGUUUUAGAACUACCCCCAGGGCCAGAUGAGGAUCUGAAUGACCAGCUAACCCAGCAUCAAAGGCUCCCAGAGGUGGUUCCAAUGCCAGGUUGGGAUUAUUUAAUGUUUCCCAAGGUUACAGGUAAGCCUUUAGAUGUGGAACUUACCACAACUCCAGGGCCUGAUAAAGGUGUUGAGUCUUCUAUAGCCCAGCAAGAGGCCCCACCUCAGCCUCUUGAACAUACUGAGGAAGCAGAACUUUCUCUAACCCAGCAAGAGACCUCGGGUAAGCCUCCAGAGGAGGUUGAGCCUUCAAAUGAGCAGGAGACCCCAGGUCAGCCUUCCGAGCCUCCUGGGGUGAUUGAUCCUUCUCUAAGGCAGCAGGAGACCCCAGCUCAGCCUUCCGUGCCUCCUGAGGAAGCUAAGCCUUCUCUAAGCAAACAGGAACCCCCAGCUCAGCUUGCAGACCCUUUUGGAGAAGCUGAACUUUCUCCAACCCAGGAGGAGGUCUCAGCUCAGCUUGCAGAGCUCCUUAAUGAGGCAGAAUCUUCAACCCAGCAGGAGACUCCAGCUCAGUCUCCAGGGGAGAUAGAAUCUUCUGCAACCCUGCAAGAGCAACCAGCUCAGCCUCCAGAGCUGCCUUCCAGGGAGGUGGAACCUUCUCCAACCCAGCAGGAGCACCCAGCUCAACCUCCAUGGCAUCAUAAGAUGACAGUUUCACCUCCAGGUCACUACCGUGAUCAACAUUUAAACCUGCCCAAUGUCAGUUUGAAACCUCCAGAUGUGCAGCUUACCAUGACUGCAGAACCCACUACAGAGGUGGGACCUUCUCCAGUUCAGCACGAGACUAUAGCUCAGCCCUCAGUGCCUCUUAAUGUGGAAGCUUUGGAAACCCAGCAUGAAGCCCCAACUCUGCCCUCAGAUUCUGCAACUGAAUCUUUGCCAGUUCAACAGGAGACUCCAACGCAAUCUCCAGAAUCUACCACACAGGACAAACUUCCAACACAGCAGGAGACCCCAGUUCAGUAUCCAGAAUAUCCUGGAGAAGUUGAACCUUCUACAACCCACCAGGAGGCCCUAGCUCAGCAAUCACAGGCCCCUGAGGAGGGUGAAUCAUCCUCAACCCAGGAGGAGGCCCCGACUCAGCUUCCAGAGGCCCAGGAAGAGGGUGAACCUUCCCCUCUCCAGGAGGAGGGCCAGGGUCAGCACCCACAGGCCUCCAAGGGGAGUGAACCACCUACAACCCAGGAGGAGUCCCCAGCUCAGCAUCCACAGACCCCUGAGGAGGUUGAACCUUCUUCAACCCAGCAGGAGGCUCCAGCUCAGUAUCCUCAGGCAUCAGAGGAGGGUGAGCCUUUUCCAACCCAACCAGAGACCCCAACUCAGUAUCCAGAGCCCCUUGAGGGGACUGAACCUUCUCCAGCCCAGUCAGAGGCCACAACUCAGCAUCCAAAUCCCCUUGGGGAAGUUAAACCCGCAACCUAUCAGGAGGCCCCAAGUCAGCAUCCACAGACCUCUGAGGAAAUUAACCCUUCUGCCACUCAACAGGAGCCUUCUGGUGAGGUUGAACCUUCUCCAACCCAACAGGAGGCCCCAGCUCACUCUCCAGAGCGUCAGGUGGUAACAGUUUUUCCUCAAGGUCAGAAUCAAGCUCAGCUCCUGCUGUUGCCUAAUGUCACUGUUAGACCUGUGGAUUCCUCAGUUACCAUGACCUCAGAAUCCACUAAUGAGGUUGAAGCUUCUCCACUCCGAAGAAGAGGCCUCAGCUCAGUCUGGAGUGUCCCCUGA
Felis catus (domestic cat) is the source of this 2448-nucleotide messenger RNA. Its product is annotated as leucine-rich repeat-containing protein 37A3-like. The record is from RefSeq and is a predicted model, not a curated record. NCBI's taxonomy places the organism in Eukaryota, Metazoa, Chordata, Mammalia, Carnivora, Felidae. Bases 298 to 2448 code for a protein of 716 amino acids. The transcript has a single exon.